Molecule: messenger RNA, 1167 nt
Organism: Nerophis lumbriciformis (worm pipefish)
Lineage: Eukaryota; Metazoa; Chordata; Actinopteri; Syngnathiformes; Syngnathidae
Source: RefSeq, a predicted model, not a curated record
AUGGAAGACAUUGACGGUUAUGUCGUCAGGUGGUGCGCGUUGGCGGUUCUGCUGGCGGUCGGUGUCGCCGUCUACCUCCUCCCUUCGCCCAUUGACCCGGAGCCGCAUGUACUGAAGGGGCCCCCGCCGGUUCUGGAGGGUCCGCUCGCCGUCAACACGCUGUUGCGGACGGGCCGCAGACUCUUUGAAGGAAAACUACGCGGACCAGAAUCCUUUGCUGCCGAUGAGGAAGGUAACGUGUACACGGGGACGGUGGACGGAAAGCUGUGGCGAAUCGGACCGGACGACAGCCUCGCGUUAAUUACGCAAAUGGGCGUGGACUCGCCCCUAUGCGGCAGCAGCACGGACCUGGAGCCGACGUGCGGGCGUCCCCACGGCGUGCGUCUGGAUCGCCACGGUGACCUGAUCGUGGCUGACGCCUACUUAGGACUGCACAGCGUGGAUCCCCGCACGGGACGCAAGACGCUGCUGGCGUCCAACUCACAAGGUGCCGGCGGCGUCCCCUUCGCCUUCCUGAACGGCCUGGAAAUCUCUUCCCGAACGGGUGUCAUCUACUUUACCGAUUCGUCCAGUCGUUGGGGGCGCAGACACGUCAAGUUGGAGGUCCUCGAGCUGAACCGGCUGGGUCGUCUGCUGUCUUACGAUCCGGAGACGGGUCGAGUCGACGUCCUGCUGGAUUCUCUUUACAUGCCCAACGGCAUCGCGUUGGACCCCGACGAGCAGUUCCUCCUGCUGGCCGAGACCAGCAUCGCGCGCAUUCUCAAAUUUUGGCUGCGAGGUCCGAAGGCGGGCACUAAGGAGAUCGUGACUGACAACAUGAUCGGUUACCCGGACAACAUCCGUCUGAGUUCGCGCGGGACUUUCCUGGUAGGCGUGACCACGCCGCGCUUACGUGCCUUCCUGCCGCCUUUCUUGGAUUGUUUGGCUCCGUACCCGGCCGUUAAGCGCUUUCUGGCCAAGGUGGUCCCGCUUCGGUGGUACGACGCGCUCCUGCCGCGUUACGCGAUGGUUCUGGAGCUGGACGGCGACGGGCGCACGCUGGGCUCCAUGCACGACCCCGAAGGCCGCCUGACGUGGGCCGUCAGCGACGUCUUCCAGCACGCCGGCCGCACCUUCCUGGGAAACACCGACCUGCCCUUCCUGCCCGUCGUCACCCUUCCGGCUUGA